GAGCGCCGAGCGGGCGGGGCGGGGAUAAAUGUCUGCGGGGCGCGGGGCCGCCAUUUUCUGUGAGCGCCCAGCGCGGCCCGGGCCGGGCACAGAUGAUGUGCUUCAUCCUUUUGUCAUAGGACUUCAUUCACUUAAAGGAAAACUGAAGACCACACCCAUGGAGCACAUUCAGGGAGCUUGGAAGACCAUCAGCAAUGGCUUUGGACUCAAGGAUUCUGUGUUUGAUGGCCCCAACUGUAUUUCCCCCACCAUAGUGCAGCAGUUUGGUUACCAGCGCCGAGCCUCUGAUGAUGGCAAAAUAUCCGACACCUCCAAAACCAGCAACACCAUCCGCGUGUUCCUGCCCAACAAGCAGCGCACCGUGGUGAAUGUGCGAAAUGGGAUGACCCUGCACGACUGCCUGAUGAAGGCACUGAAAGUGAGAGGCCUGCAGCCAGAAUGCUGUGCAGUGUUUCGACUUCCUGAGACAAAAGGCAAAAAGGUGCGUUUGGAUUGGAACACGGACGCUGCCUCCUUGAUUGGAGAGGAGCUGCAGGUGGACUUCCUUGAUCAUGUGCCACUCACUACACACAACUUUGCUCGGAAGACCUUCCUGAAGUUGGCCUUCUGUGACAUCUGCCAGAAGUUCCUGCUCAACGGCUUCCGCUGCCAGACCUGCGGCUACAAAUUCCACGAGCACUGCAGCACCAAGGUCCCGACCAUGUGUGUGGACUGGAGCAACAUCAGGCAGCUCUUAUUGUUCCCAAAUUCAAAUAUCAGUGACAGUGGUGUCCCUGCACUACCUCCCUUGACAAUGAGGCGGAUGCGGGAGUCUGUCUCCCGGCUACCUGUUAGUUCCCAGCACAGGUAUUCUACACCUCAUGCCUUCACAUUCAACACCUCCCACCCUUCCUCUGAGGGCUCUCUGUCCCAAAGACAGCGCUCCACCUCCACACCAAAUGUCCACAUGGUCAGCACUACAAUGCCUGUAGACAGCAGGAUAAUUGAGAAUAACAGCCUGAAUGCUUCUCCCAGCUCCUGGUGCAGACGGUUUUGUUUGAGGGGAAGAGAUGCAAUUCGAAGCCAUAGUGAAUCAGCCUCACCCUCUGCUCUGUCUGGAAGUCCUAACAAUAUGAGCCCAACUGGCUGGUCCCAGCCUAAAACCCCAGUCCCAGCCCAAAGAGAGAGAGCUGCUGGAUCUAAUACACAGGAAAAGAACAAAAUUAGGCCUCGUGGGCAGAGAGAUUCCAGUUAUUACUGGGAAAUAGAAGCCAGUGAAGUGAUGCUUUCCACCAGGAUAGGCUCGGGUUCCUUUGGGACAGUUUACAAAGGCAAAUGGCACGGGGAUGUAGCAGUGAAGAUACUAAAGGUUGUAGACCCGACCCCAGAGCAGUUCCAGGCUUUCAGAAAUGAAGUGGCUGUGCUGAGGAAGACUCGGCACGUGAACAUCCUGCUCUUCAUGGGCUACAUGACCAAGGACAACCUGGCCAUCGUGACGCAGUGGUGCGAGGGCAGCAGUCUGUACAAACACCUGCACGUCCAGGAGACCAAGUUCCAGAUGUUCCAGCUCAUCGACAUCGCCCGGCAGACGGCGCAGGGCAUGGACUAUUUACAUGCAAAGAACAUCAUCCACAGAGACAUGAAAUCCAAUAAUAUCUUUCUCCACGAAGGCCUGACAGUGAAGAUUGGGGACUUCGGGCUGGCGACGGUGAAGUCGCGCUGGAGCGGAUCCCAGCAGGUGGAGCAGCCCACGGGCUCCAUCCUGUGGAUGGCCCCCGAGGUGAUCCGGAUGCAGGACAGCAACCCCUUCAGCUUCCAGUCAGACGUCUACUCCUAUGGAAUAGUGUUAUAUGAGCUGAUGACAGGAGAGCUGCCCUACUCCCACAUCAACAACCGAGAUCAGAUCAUUUUCAUGGUUGGCCGAGGUUAUGCUUCCCCAGACCUCAGUAAACUGUACAAGAACUGCCCCAAAGCAAUGAAGAGGCUUGUAGCAGAUUGCUUGAAGAAGGUUAGGGAAGAACGACCUCUGUUCCCACAGAUCCUGUCGUCCAUCGAGCUGCUGCAGCACUCCCUGCCCAAGAUCAACCGCAGCGCGUCGGAGCCGUCGCUGCACCGCGCGGCGCACACGGAGGACAUCAACGCCUGCACCCUCACCUCCUCCAAGCUGCCCGUCUUCUAGGCCUGCCCCGCCCGGGGACGGGCACAGGACAGUGUGCCCUCCGUGCCUCGGGCACAGGACAGUGUGCCAUCCGUGCCUCAGGCACAGGGACAGUGUGCUCUCCGUGUGCUCUCCGUGCCUCGGGCACAGGACAGUGUGCCCUCCGUGCCUCAGGCACAGGACAGUGUGGUCUCCGUGCCUCGGGCACAGGACAGUGUGCCAUCCGUGCCUCAGGCACAGGACAGUGUGGUCUCUCGUGUGCUCUCUGUGUGCUCUCCGUGCCUCGGGCCCAGAGCAGCGCCAGGGGAGCCUCCCCGUCCCAAGGAGCUGCUGCGGAGCCGCUGCCAGGACCGGCGUUCUCAGCCCUGCUGGGGCAGGGACACUGCACGUCAAGAGAUCUAUUACUGGUUCUUUAAUAGAUGCACUUGAGCCUUACUUUACAGAUGCUCCUCUGGCGGUGGUUGUGGCUGGGUGUGUGCUGAGGGGGUGUUCCCACAGCCAGGGUGGCUCUGAGGACAGGUCGUGGUGCUCUGAUUGCCACCUCGGUGGGGGAGCUGUGCCUGCAACGGCUCUGCAAACGAGACUGAGGGAAGAGGAAAUAACUCUGGAAAUCAGCUCCUGCCCUAAGAGCUUCAUCAAGCCAAUGAAAUAAGUUAAAAUGCUAAUUCAACACAAAAUAGUUUUGCAAUAGUUUUGCACAUAGAAGAAAAACUCUUGCAAAAGAAUGGAAUCUGUUCCGAAUUGUCCUGCUCAGAGAAGGAAGCAGCCGGUCGUGGUCAUCCUGAGAAGCCUCACAGCUGACUUUGGUACUAAGGACUGUUCCCUGCAGCCCAGGAGUGGAGAGUGGAUCCCAGCCUGAGGGCUGGCCAAGGCUGAGGGAUGUUAUCCGUCUGCAUCCCAUGGGAAGCUGUCGUGCAAGAGAUGCACUAUCAAGAGGAAACUGAGCAUAUACAGUUUUUCUUGCUGAUUUGGGGUUUAAUUUUGUUUUUAUUGCUCCUGAGAAAAUGCAUUUAUUGUAAGCCAAGGUUCCUCUGAUUAUCUUAUUUUAAUAAAAUAAAUUAAAUUUUA
This is a messenger RNA of Myiozetetes cayanensis, 3205 nucleotides long. RefSeq names its product Raf-1 proto-oncogene, serine/threonine kinase (gene RAF1). The transcript has 19 exons. Gene Ontology annotation, cellular component: plasma membrane; cytosol; mitochondrion. Gene Ontology annotation, biological process: signal transduction; protein phosphorylation. Bases 29 to 2158 code for a protein of 709 amino acids. The record is from RefSeq and is a predicted model, not a curated record. Gene Ontology annotation, molecular function: protein kinase activity; ATP binding. NCBI's taxonomy places the organism in Eukaryota, Metazoa, Chordata, Aves, Passeriformes, Tyrannidae.